UUUCUGACCAGCCCGCGCUGUAACCGGACGCGUCAGAACGCAAAUCCCCUAACAAAUUAAAUCAAGAGUGUCGCAUAUCGGGAGCCGGAGCGGCAGCAAGCGGCGCAUCGAUGCUGCAUGUGGCCUCUGAACCCAUUGUUGUGUCGCGGCUGACGUCAGUGCCGUGUGUGCGGCAGACGGAGCGGCGUACGCCUGGUGAGACAAAGGCGGCGGAGCGAGCGGGGUCAGGCGGCAGCGCCGAGCGGAGCAGAGAAUCACUGGUUUAUAACUCAAAGGGAACUCCCAGCCUCGGGUUUCAGCCACGCUUCUCACUGACGAGACGGAGAAUGAAGACUCAGCGGCCCUCCUAGGAGCGUGCUGUGGCCGUCGGGGAAGACGAAACAACAAUCGGUGCCCCCUUUUUGCUUUUUAACGUUUUUUUUUUCUCCCCCCCCCUCCCCCUCUUCUCCAACGCCCCCCAUUUAGCUCGGCUAGUUAGCUGUCGCGCUAAGCUCAUUGCGCUGCACUGAUCUCCUCCUCCUCCUUUCUUGCUGCUUCUCGUCUUUCCCUCAAGACUGAACGACAGGCGAAGAAAGGACACCAGCGGUCAGAUAAACUGAAGGUGAGAUCACUCCUAACAAACUGGCAUCCGUGAUCUGAUGUGAGAUCCACGGAGAGACUAUGCCUAGCCCUUUAUUUCACCCCGAGAUAAUGGACCACGACGUGGUGAUCAGCAGCCAGCACAGUGGCGUGGCUCUGCCCCGGGAGACGGACCAGGACUCCCGGGAUGAGGACCACCAAGAAGUUCUCCGUUUCGCCCUGGACCAGCUGUCACUCAUGGCCAUGGAUAAAGUGGACUGUGGGGGCGGCGGCGGUGGAGGCAACGGGCUUGUGGACACUCUGGACGGGACCCAGGGUCCGGGCUCUGAGAGCUGCAACGGCGUGGGUGGAGGGGGCUACGUGGAUUUGCAGAUGUUGGAGCAUCCCAGCGGAUCCCGGGACUCGCCGACGUCCUGCUCUCCGUCUCCGGAGUACUACGGCUCGGGCGGGUACCACAUGGCCGGGUCCCACUCCAUGCUCCACGGGGAACAAAGCUCCGUCCUCUGCAACAGGAAAAGAAGCGUGAACAUGACUGAAUGUGUGCCUGUCCCCAGCUCCGAGCAUGUCGCAGAAAUAGUGGGGAGACAAGGUUGUAAGAUCAAGGCCCUGCGUGCCAAAACAAACACCUACAUAAAGACUCCAGUCAGAGGAGAGGAUCCGGUCUUCAUCGUGACGGGGCGCAGGGAGGAUGUGGAAAUGGCCAAGCGUGAAAUUGUAUCUGCAGCCGAGCAUUUCUCCAUGAUCCGGGCGUCUCGCUGCAAAGCUGGAGGGCCAGGCGGAGGAGGCUCUCUGCCCGGCCCUCCUCACCUACCGGGACAGACCACCAUACAGGUGAGGGUCCCCUACAGAGUGGUUGGUUUAGUCGUGGGGCCGAAAGGAGCAACCAUCAAGCGCAUCCAGCAGCAGACUCACACCUACAUCGUGACCCCCAGCCGAGAGAAAGACCCCGUCUUUGAGGUGACGGGAAUGCCAGAGAACGUGGACAGAGCGAGAGAGGAGAUCGAGACCCACAUUACCCUCCGAACUGGAACCUUUGUUGACCUUCAGGGAGACAACGACUUCCACACCAACGGGACUGACGUUAGUCUAGAAGGCCUCGGCUCCCUCAGCGGGGGGCUCGGAGCGUCUCUCUGGUCCAGAGCAACAAGCCACCACCCUGCCCCUCCCCCUCCUCCUCCCUCCCCACCGCCACCUCUUCCCAUGUCCAUGCACCACUCCUCCAGCCGGAAGAUGUCCUCUUCGGUCGCCUAUCACACGCACAACGGCGGCAUGAGCUCAGAUAGCUUCAGUUCCAACAGGAAGCCCACCGAGGGUGGCAGCCCCACCAGUCCUUUCAGCACAGGCUCCAGCAGCGCCGGAGGUGGCUUCACCUUCGGUGGCGAGUCCACCCCAGGACUUGCUUCCGCAGACGAAUUGGGCUUCGAGUUCAGUGCUUCCAACAUUUGGGCGCCUUUUGUCAACGGCGGAGCCGGGAGCAAGACCUCCGCGUCUUCUCAACCGCAGCAGCCCUUGCGCCGCAACAGCAGUGGCCUCAGCGGCGGCGCCAUCACCCCGCGACUGUCUCCGACUCUGCCUCAGGAGACGGGCGUGGGCCCGCUGGACCACCCUCUGGCCCGCCGCGCCCAGAGCGAUCCCCUCAGCACUCUCUCCUGGCUGCAGUCCGGCAGCACGGGCGGCGGGGGCGGCGGCUCCUUCUCGGGCGCGUCCAGCUCCAGCUCCGGCGGCUCGUCGACCGGCUACUCCUCCUGCUCGGCCUCGUCCCUGCCCGGCGGCUCGCCCACCGACUCUGAGGGAGGCGGCAGCAACGUGGGCAUCACCUCCGGGAUGCUGAGCCACCUCAAAGGCAGCUCCGGGGUGGCGGCACUCGUCGGCGUCGGCCCUGGCGUCAACAGGGACUGCUUUGUGUGUUUCGAGAGCGAGGUGACGGCGGCCCUCGUGCCUUGCGGCCACAACCUGUUCUGCAUGGAGUGCGCGGGGCAAAUCUGCCAGUCAGCCGAACCCGAAUGCCCUGUCUGCCACACUCCGACCACACAGUGCAUCCGCAUCUUCUCCUAAUGCCACGGGCAGCUGAGUGGGUGGAGCGGGGUUGGGGUGGGGAGGCAGACGGACACCAGCUGUGGUGGAGGAAAUGGAAGGAAUCACACUAAUAACCUUCACACAGAUGAUGGACCAUAUUAAAUGCAUUAAUAGAGAUGAUGAUACUUUACGGAUGUUGAUAUAUUGCUGAUAACUGUCAAGUUGAAUAAUACCAAUAAUAAUAAUAAUAAUGACUUAUUUUCCGAGGGAAGUGGAUUGAAACUUGUCUGCAGACAGUCGGGGCUCAGACAGUCUCUCAGCGGUGAACUUAUGGAAGGAAACUAGUGUCUUAUAUCUCUUCAGGCCUUCAUUUCGACGUGGAGUGGCCCCCCUGCGGGCCGCCUGCCCGCCUGUUUGUCUCCACGCGUCUUCAUUCUGGCUUCUUCAGAUCUCUGCCUGCUUUUCUCUCUCUCUCUCUCUCUCUUUCUUGCUCUCUCUCUGUCUCACAGCCUUUUUUCCUUUUGACACUUUUGUACUUAACAGAUAUUUUUCGAUAAAGCUGUCAACGAGGCCUGCACUUUUCUACUCCUCAUUUUAACGCCCUCGACUCCCCCAGCCCCCAAUUGUCCUCCGCGCUCUUUCACUCGCUCGUGCUAAAAAAAAAA
Xiphophorus maculatus (southern platyfish) is the source of this 3260-nucleotide messenger RNA. RefSeq names its product RNA-binding protein MEX3B-like. The record is from RefSeq and is a predicted model, not a curated record. The coding region runs from base 661 to 2634 and encodes 657 amino acids. Gene Ontology annotation, molecular function: RNA binding. Lineage: Eukaryota; Metazoa; Chordata; Actinopteri; Cyprinodontiformes; Poeciliidae. The transcript is spliced from 4 exons.